UGUCAUUCGACGUAAGGCGGAAACAUAUAAGUUUAAUUUAGUGACCCCGCAGACCAACUCCACUUGAACCUCAAAACCUUCCAUUUCACCUCCAAGAUUCCAUAGUAACACAUCCAAACAAAGCAGUUAACACAAAAUGACCGACCGCGUCGACGUCCCAGAGACCAACAAGGCCUUCGUGCCCCUCGAAAACAACCCAGAAGUGAUGUCGCACCUAGUCCAUCAACUCGGCCUCCCACCAACCCUGGGUUUCACGGAUGUAUACUCAAUUGAUGAGCCAGACCUCCUAGCCUUCGUCCCGCGGCCCUCGCACGCCCUCCUUCUCGUCUUCCCCGUCUCCAAAACCUAUGAAUCCUCCCGCGUAUCUGAAGACAGUAAACUCACCGAAUACACCGGCUCCGGGCCCUCGGAACCAGUCAUGUGGUUCAAACAGACGAUCCGGAAUGCCUGCGGUUUGAUCGGAUUGCUGCAUGCUGUGUCCAACGGGGAGGCCCGGAAACAAGUUCUUCCUGAGUCGGAUUUGGACACUCUUCUGCGGGAUGCGGAGCCUCUUGGUCCCGUUGCUAGGGCGGACUUAUUGUAUGAGAGUAAGGCAUUGGAGAGCGCUCAUGCUGAUGCGGCGAAGUUGGGUGAUACUACGGCGCCGCAGGCGGAAGAUUCUGUUGAUUUGCACUUUGUGGCGUUUGUGAAGGGGGCUGAUGGCAGGUUGUGGGAGUUAGAUGGGAGGAGGAAAGGCCCGUUGGACCGGGGAAGGUUGGAUGAAGGGGAGGAUGCAUUGAGCGAGAAGGCUCUUGAUUUAGGGGUCAGACGGUUCUUGAAGACUGAGGCUCAGGGUGGAAAUCCAGAUCUGAGGUUUAGUCUUGUUAGCUUGGGGCCUGUUUUUGAUUGAGGUUUUCUCGUGUAUUCCCGUCUGUGUAUACGUAUUGAAAUAGGUGUUCUGGGAGUUUCUAUGUGCUGGGCUGGCUCCGGUCAGAG
This is a messenger RNA of Aspergillus alliaceus, 975 nucleotides long. Its product is annotated as ubiquitin carboxyl-terminal hydrolase. Gene Ontology annotation, biological process: protein deubiquitination; ubiquitin-dependent protein catabolic process. The transcript has 2 exons. Lineage: Eukaryota; Fungi; Ascomycota; Eurotiomycetes; Eurotiales; Aspergillaceae. The record is from RefSeq and is a predicted model, not a curated record. Gene Ontology annotation, cellular component: cytoplasm. Bases 137 to 889 code for a protein of 250 amino acids. Gene Ontology annotation, molecular function: cysteine-type deubiquitinase activity.